Apodemus sylvaticus (European woodmouse) is the source of this 1806-nucleotide messenger RNA. It is a transcript of the gene Gba1, whose product is annotated as glucosylceramidase beta 1. Lineage: Eukaryota; Metazoa; Chordata; Mammalia; Rodentia; Muridae. Gene Ontology annotation, molecular function: glucosylceramidase activity. Gene Ontology annotation, biological process: glucosylceramide catabolic process. The transcript is spliced from 11 exons. The coding region runs from base 200 to 1747 and encodes 515 amino acids. The record is from RefSeq and is a predicted model, not a curated record.
UGUCCUCCCCCUUUAAGCCGGAAUGAACUUGCUGUGCUAGUCCGGUUCCAAUAGAUAUGAUAUCUGCUUAUAUCCUUGUUUUAUUUAGUAGAUCUUGUAUCCCUCCAAGGCUCUGAAACUCCCACAAUCUUCUCUUUCACUGAUCCUGAGUAGCUCAAGUUUCCAAGAUCCUCUGGAAAGAAGCGUGCGGGCGUCUGUCAUGGCUGUCAGGCUCAUAGGAUUCUUCCUAUUUCAGGCAGUGUCUUGGGCAUACGGUGCCCAACCCUGCAUCCCCAAAAGCUUUGGCUACAGCUCAGUGGUCUGUGUCUGCAAUGCGACCUACUGUGACUCUCUUGACCCACUGACCUUGCCGGCCCUGGGGACCUUCAGCCGUUUUGAGAGUACGCGAAGUGGACGUCGGAUGGAACUGAGUGUUGGCUCCAUCCAGGCCAACCGCACCGGCACAGGGUUACUACUCACGUUGCAGCCAGAAGAGAAGUUCCAGAAGGUGAAGGGAUUUGGAGGGGCCAUGACAGACGCCACUGCGCUCAACAUCCUGGCCUUGUCCCCACCAACUCAGAAACUGCUGCUCAGAUCCUACUUCUCUGCUGAGGGAAUUGAAUAUAACAUCAUCCGGGUGCCCAUGGCCAGUUGUGACUUCUCCAUCCGUGUCUACACCUAUGCUGACACCCCUAAUGACUUCCAGUUAGCCAACUUCAGCCUCCCGGAGGAAGAUACCAAGCUCAAGAUACCCCUGAUUCACCGAGCCCUGAAGAUGUCCCCACGCCCCAUUUCACUCUUUGCCAGUCCCUGGACAUCACCUACUUGGCUCAAGACCAACGGGGCAGUGAAUGGGAAGGGGUCACUCAAGGGCCAACCAGGGGAUAUCUAUCACCAGACCUGGGCCAAUUACUUUGUCAAGUUCCUGGAUGCUUAUGCUAUGUACAACAUAAAAUUCUGGGCUGUGACAGUGGAGAAUGAACCUUCUGCAGGGCUCUUCACCGGGUACCCCUUCCAGUGCCUGGGCUUCACUCCCGAGCACCAGAGAGACUUCAUUUCCCAUGACCUAGGGCCAGCGCUUACCAACAGUUCUCACGACGUGAAGUUACUCAUGCUCGAUGACCAGCGCUUGUUGCUACCCCGCUGGGCACAGGUGGUGCUCUCUGACCCAGAGGCAGCUAAGUACGUUCAUGGCAUUGCUGUACACUGGUAUAUGGACUUCCUGGCUCCAGCCAAAGCUACUUUAGGAGAGACACACCGCUUGUUCCCCAACACAAUGCUCUUUGCUUCAGAGGCCUGCGUGGGCUCCAAGUUCUGGGAACAGAGCGUUCGGCUGGGCUCCUGGGAUCGAGGGAUGCAGUACAGUCACAGCAUCAUUACGAACCUCCUUUACCACGUAACCGGAUGGACCGACUGGAACCUUGCCCUGAAUCCUGAAGGAGGGCCCAACUGGGUCCGCAACUUCGUUGAUAGCCCCAUUAUUGUCGACAUCCCCAAAGACACAUUUUACAAACAGCCCAUGUUCUACCAUCUUGGCCACUUCAGCAAAUUCAUUCCCGAGGGGUCCCAGAGAGUGGGGUUGGUGGCCAGUGAGAAGAGCGACCUGGAAACAGUAGCACUGCUACGCCCUGAUGGCUCCGCAGUUGUGGUCGUGUUAAACCGAUCUUCCAAGGAUGUCCCUCUUACCAUCAGUGAUCCUGAUCUGGGCUUCCUGGAGACCAUCUCACCCGGCUACUCCAUCCACACUUACCUGUGGCGUCGCCAGUGAUGGAGCGGAUACCUGAGCAGGCACCUGGGCUGAGCGUGGACAUUAAAGGGAAAGAGUUA